Molecule: messenger RNA, 1281 nt
Organism: Neltuma alba
Lineage: Eukaryota; Viridiplantae; Streptophyta; Magnoliopsida; Fabales; Fabaceae
Exons: 7
Coding region: 336-1010 (224 amino acids)
Biological process (GO): regulation of DNA-templated transcription
Cellular component (GO): histone deacetylase complex
Molecular function (GO): transcription coregulator activity; protein binding
Source: RefSeq, a predicted model, not a curated record
UCAUUUUCCUCCUUUUCCGAUUGAAAUCCACCUCUCUCUUUCCUUACCGGGACUUGAUCUCGCCGAACGAUUGGUGCUGGAAUCACAGUAGGUUUCAAUUGCAUGCAAGUCCGGUUGAGCAAGAAUGAAGCUUUUGUGAAAGGCAAUUUAUGAAGGAAUAUUAUUAUAUUGAUUAGUCAUAUCCUUCCGUACUACCAGCUGAUUAGCAAUCAUUACCCCGUCUGAAAUCCAAAAAUUUGAGCGGUCUUUGAGUUUGGACGAGACUGGCAUUCAGGUUCUAUGUUUGAAAUCUCGACGUUGUAAUUUAAACUGCGGACUUGGAUAAAACGGUAAGAAUGCUGGAGCCUGACUUAUGCUCUUCCCGAGUAUUAUCACCCUUCCGCGAGGAAAGUGGAGACGAAGAACUUUCGGUUCUUCCUAGGCACACUAAAGUUAUAGUCACUGGCAACAAUAGAACCAAGUCUGUACUAGUUGGACUGCAAGGCGUCGUCAAGAAAGCUGUUGGUCUCGGAGGUUGGCACUGGCUGGUCUUGAAAAAUGGGGUUGAGGUUAAGCUGCAAAGGAAUGCAUUGAGCGUGCUAGAACACCCUACCGGAAACGAAGAAGAUGAUCUUGAUUACGACAACUCCAGCAGUGGAUCCGAAAUCCAUGAAAAGGACAACGAUUUCUCUACUAGUAUUGAGUUUCACAAGCCCAGCAAGCCAAGAGUUAGACAUACGAAGCCUUAUGUGCAUUCUAUAUCUGCGAAGCCAAGCAAUCGUGCAAGUUACAGAGAAGUCCACUCUAUUCUUGCUCCUCACCCUAGGGUGAACUUGGCAAAUAUGGGAACAGAGUCAUUGUGGAGAUACUGCAGGCAUUUUAAACUUUUGAGCAGUAAUUCGAGUCCAUCCAGGGAACAAAUGGUAAAAGCCGUGCAGCGUCAUUUUGCUUUGCAGCUUAAAGUGGACGAGGUACCAGUAAUCAAAGAGUUGCUUCGCGGAGCCAAGAGGCCCAAGACUGUGGAAUGUUGAUCACCCACCACCUGCUGAGUUCCAACUCUGGACGAUGACUUGCGAUUGUAAUUAAUUAAUAUGAUAUACAUAUAUUAGCUCUAACCUUAGACCUUAGUUACUAAUUUCAAACUCCACAGAGAUUGGUAGGCGGGCUGGCUGGUCUGAGUCAGCCUUCAACACCAAAUCUGACCUUUGUAAUAUCGGGUUGAUUCCCUAGUUCAUAUGAUAUUGCCUAGUGUUUUAUAUCUAUCUACCCGGCUGCGUUCCUGUGGCGCCGCCAUUCUCUCUC